UCCACCGCGUAAUAGCCCACUAUUAAUACAACAAACCAACAUUUCUUCCUCAUUCACAAAUAUAUCUCUCUUUACCAUUAUCCCUUUCCAAAAUCCCAAUCUCAAAUCCACAUAUCCAAAACCUUCCUAAUCCCAAUGGAAGACGAAUACUACACCAGAGGCAAACCCACCAAAACCCACUCGGGUCCGGGUCAGGGUCACACCCCCAGCACAUCAGAACUCAUGGCAAGCGCCAAACUCAUGGCAGACGCAGCUAAAUCGGCUUUAGCCCACGACACCGAAAAGAUCGACAAAGCAAAAGUCGCCGGAGCCGCCGGUAACCUCCUCGGCGCCGCUAAACAUUACGGUAAACUUGACGAGAAGAGUUACGGUAAAUACGUUGGUAAGGCGGAAACUUACCUUCACAAAUAUAACUCAUCUUCUUCUUCUCAAUCUCAAUCUCAUUCCUCGUCGUAUACCUCUACAACCACCCCGCAUUCCUCCGGUUACGGUGGCCCCCACGACGGCGGUGACGGGAAGUAUAGUCAUGGUCAGGGUCAUUCCGGUGGUGGUGGUGGUGGAAGUGGUGGUGGGUAUGGGGAGUAUGUGAAGUUGGCGCAGGGGUUGUUGAAUAAGAAGCAAGAUCAUGGCGGCGAAGGCGGUGGAUCGGGACAUUCUAGUGGUGGUGGUGCUGGGGAUUAUAUUAAGUUGGCUCAAGGGUUGUUGAAUAAGAAACAAGAUCAUAGCGGCGAAGGCGGUGGAACGGGUCAUUCUAGUGGUGGAAGUGGUGGUGCUGGUGAUUAUAUCAAAUUGGCUCAAGGGUUUAUGAAGAAACAUUGAUUUUAUUUUAUUGUUUAAAACUAUGUUACAUACUGACUUGUUAUUGGAAUAUGAGUAUGAAUGUAUGAAUCUACGAAUUAUGAAUGUUAAUUGUUAUUUGAUUGUUUUUGUAA
Molecule: messenger RNA, 932 nt
Organism: Chenopodium quinoa (quinoa)
Lineage: Eukaryota; Viridiplantae; Streptophyta; Magnoliopsida; Caryophyllales; Amaranthaceae
Product: nodulin-related protein 1-like
Exons: 1
Coding region: 136-819 (227 amino acids)
Biological process (GO): regulation of abscisic acid biosynthetic process; response to heat
Source: RefSeq, a predicted model, not a curated record